Messenger RNA from Myotis lucifugus (little brown bat), 782 nucleotides. RefSeq names its product zinc finger protein 564-like. Gene Ontology annotation, molecular function: DNA-binding transcription factor activity, RNA polymerase II-specific; RNA polymerase II transcription regulatory region sequence-specific DNA binding. The transcript is spliced from 3 exons. The annotation marks the transcript as partial. Gene Ontology annotation, biological process: regulation of transcription by RNA polymerase II. NCBI's taxonomy places the organism in Eukaryota, Metazoa, Chordata, Mammalia, Chiroptera, Vespertilionidae. The record is from RefSeq and is a predicted model, not a curated record. Gene Ontology annotation, cellular component: nucleus.
GACUCAGUGACAUUUGAGGAUGUGGCUGUGAACUUUAGUCUGGAGGAGUGGGCCUUACUGGAUUCUUUACAAAAGAAACUCUACAAAGAUGUGAUGAGGGAAACCUUCAGCAACCUGGCCUCCAUAGGGGGAAAAUGGGAAGAUCACGAAAUUGAAGAUCAGUACAAAAACCAGGGGAUUAAACACAGAAGUCAAAUGGUAGAGAGGAGCUGCAAAAGGAAGGAGGAUAGUCAGUGUGGAGAAAACUUAACCCUUAUUCCAAAUCUCAAUCUGACGAAAUCUCUUCCUGGAGCAAAACCAUGGGAAUACAGUGCAUGUGGUGAAGUCUUCAUGCAUCAUUCAUCCCAUAAUAGGGACAUUAAAUGUCAAACUAGACACAAGACCUCUGAGAAUCAGAAAUAUGGAGAGAAACCAUAUAAAUGUAGUAGAUGUGGGAGAGCCUUCACUUAUAUUCAGUUGUUUGAAAAACAUGAAAGAAAUCACAAUGGAGAGGAGUCUUAUAAAUGUGAGGAAUGUUGGAAUGCCUUCAGGUGGCUCAAAAGCCCUCAAAGACACAUGAUCAAACAUACUGCAGAUGCUCCUUAUAAAUGUAAGGAGAGUUUGAAAACCUUUAGUUCUUCAGUUUUUCUUCAAACGUGUGAGAGAAGCCACAUUGUAGAGAAGCCCUAUCAAUGUAAACUCUGUGGAAAAGCCUUCCGAUAUUAUAAAAGUUUUCAAAGACAUGAAAGGAAUCACCCUGGAGAGAAACCCUAUGAAUGUAAAAAAUGCAAUAAAGCAUUCAG